CGCAUAAAAAAUAAUUUUUGUUUAAAAUUCGGAAUUCUGAAUUCUAAUUUAUUUAUUCGCUUUAGCAUGAUAUUAUCGGGUUAAUUUAAUUUUUUUGCAAAAACAAAAAAAAAUGUCUCGUCAUCGAAACAUUCGAACACGUACUUUUUCCGAUGAAUUGGAUGAUUAUGAUUAUGAUCAAUAUGGACGUUCGAUUGAUGAUGAUUUAUCAUGUAUAUCACCAAGUACAGCAAAUAUGUAUCUAUAUGAAAAUAAUAUGAAUACAUUUCCCGAAUCAUUGGAGCAACAACAACAACAAAAAAAGCCAUCGGAUGAAAGUGAAGAUAUGACAAAUGCAACAAUCGAUUCUUGUAUACAAUUUAUUCGUGAUACAAUUGGCCAAACAAAAUCGGAAGAGGAAAUUCUUUUUGCUCUGAAACAAACUGAUUGUAAUCCGGAAUUAGCUUUGAAUUUUUUAUUAUCAAAUGAUGGUCGUAAGGAAAAAGAACAGCAACAACAACCUAAAUCUACAAACAUUGUUCCAGAUUUUGGUUUAGCAACACAACAAAAUCCGACAAAAUUAUUUCGAGCUUUGACAGCAAAAUUGCCAAAUUCUUCAAUGACAAAACGUAAUAAAAAUAACAUCAUCAACAACAACAACUACAAUGAUUAUAAAAUUAGAAAAAUUUUAAAAUAUUUCAUGUUAAAUUCAAUGGAAAUGUACAGAAAUCGUAGAGAUUCUUCAAAACCACCACCGACGACGACGAAUACAAAACAACAACAACAAACGCCAAGUUCUGAAAGCAAUAAAAAACCGGAAAAUAUUGAAUCAACAGUGAAAAAAAUUGCUUCAAACAAAAUGAUGCUUGAAACACCGGAUAAAUUAACCACCACUGCAUCAUCGAUUCCAUCCAGUCCAAUUAGUGCAAAAAUAAUUAGACAAAAUAUUAAACAAAAAUCAGUGGAAGAGAUUAAAAAAAUUUAUCAACAAAAACGUAUUGAUGGUCAGAAAAUGUUACUGAAUCUAGUGAUUGCUGGUCAUGUUGAUGCUGGUAAAAGUACAAUAAUGGGACAUCUUUUAUCAUUGUUGGGUAAUGUUUCGAAAAAACAUAUGCAUAAAAAUGAAACGGAAGCAAAAAAACUUGGUAAAUCAUCAUUUAUGUAUGCUUGGGUAUUGGAUGAAACAGAUGAAGAAAGAAAUCGUGGUAUAACUAUCGAUAUUGGUUAUCAUUGUUUUGAAACAAAAAAACGUAUUGUAAAUAUAUUGGAUGCACCUGGUCAUCGUGAUUUUAUACCAAAUAUGAUACAAGGUACAACAAAAGCUGAUGUUGCAAUGUUAGUUAUUGAUGCAACCAAAGGUGAAUUUGAAAGUGGUUUUGAAGCUGGUGGUCAAACACAAGAACAUAUCCUUCUAUUACGAUCAUUUGGUAUAACACAAGUUGCUAUUGUUAUUAAUAAAAUGGAUAAUAUUGAUUUUGAUCAAGAACGUUAUAAUCAAAUUGUCGAUAAGAUACGAAAAUUCUUGAAACAAGUUGGUUUUAAAGAUCAAUCAGUUGAAUAUAUACCAUGUAGUGGCAUGACUGGUGAUAAUUUAAUUGAACUAUCAAAAAAUCCUAAUUUUAAUUGGUAUAAUGGGCCAACAGUUAUCGAUAUAAUAGAUAAUUUUACCUGUUCACAACGUAUAGUGGAUAAACCAUUUCGAAUGUCAAUUAAUGAUUUAUUUAAAGGACAAACUUCUGGUAUUUAUUUGUCCGGUAAAAUUGAUUAUGGUUAUGUUGAAUUGAAUCAAAAAUUACUCAUUUUACCUGUUGUUGAAUAUGGUACCGUUAAAAAUAUCAUUAUUGAUAAUCAAAAUCAAACAGAAGCAUUUGCAGGUGAUUUUGUCUAUUUAAACAUUAUUCAAUCGGAUGGUUUAGAAAUAUCUAUUGGAAAUGUUAUUUGUGAUAUUUUAUCGCCAUGUACAAUGGCAACCAAAUUUGAAGCUCGUAUAGUUACAUUUGGUACUAUUGGAACACCUUUAAUAAAUGGUUCAUCAUUAAUAAUUUAUUCGGUUUGUUUGAAUGAAGUAGUCACAUUAACUAAACUAUGUUCACAAUUAGACAAAAACAAAAAUGAAGUGAUCAAAAAAAAUCCAAGAUUAAUAGGUAAAAAUCAAGCUGCAAUUGUACAGAUAACAACAACAAAACCGAUUUGUAUUGAAACAUUUGAAAAUAGUAAAGAAUAUGGACGUUUUGUUUUACGUUCUGAACAUUUUACAAUGGGCACUGGGAUUGUAACAAAAAUUUUAAAAACAAAUUAAAUUUUUUUAAAAAA
Dermatophagoides pteronyssinus (European house dust mite) is the source of this 2292-nucleotide messenger RNA. It is a transcript of the gene HBS1, whose product is annotated as translation elongation factor EF-1alpha (GTPase) HBS1. Gene Ontology annotation, molecular function: GTPase activity; protein binding; GTP binding. The record is from RefSeq and is a predicted model, not a curated record. Lineage: Eukaryota; Metazoa; Arthropoda; Arachnida; Sarcoptiformes; Pyroglyphidae.